GCAGGAAGGAGGGGCAGCACUUCCGGUGCGGGCCGGGGCGGGCGCGGGCAGGUCCAGGGCCGGGGCCGGGCCGACACCGACAGCGAGCAGCGACAGCGCUCCGCUAUGAGCGAGACGCCGCCACGCGCAGUUGAACAUCUCCUGAAGGCCUAUUUUUUUUGUCGGCAAGUGUUGAAGAAUAGAAUCUUAAAUCUGAGAAUAUUCUGAAGGGAGAUCCUGCUGUAGUUGAUGAGUCCUCUUGGAGAGAAGAAACAAACAAAAUUUGCUGGCAUAGCAAUUUAUGGCCUUAGUACAGCUUUCAGAAGAGAGAAAUGAGGUGGCUUGAGAGAGAAAUACAACAGUGGCAAAAGGUUCCAGAAGAUGUUGAGUUCCAUCACAACACUAAAUUUGUAAUGAAAUGGAGUCUGGGUCAAGCUCCUUUCGAGUGGAAUUUCCAGAUUUUUCUAGCACCAUUUUGCAGAAGUUAAAUCAACAGCGCCAGCAAGGACAAUUAUGUGAUGUGUCCAUUGUGGUUCAGGGCCAUCUCUUCAGAGCCCAUAAAGCUGUUCUUGCAGCUAGUUCACCUUACUUCUGUGAUCAGGUUCUCCUGAAAAAUAGCAGGCGAAUAGUCCUGCCUGAUGUGAUGAAUCCCAGAGUAUUUGAAAACAUCCUUCUGUCUACCUAUACCGGCCGACUGGUAAUGCCUGCGCCAGAAAUUGUUAGUUAUCUAACAGCAGCAAGUUUCCUUCAGAUGUGGCAUGUAGUGGAUAAGUGCACUGAAGUGCUUGAGGGAAACCCAACAGUUCUGUGUCAGAAGAUGAAUCAUGGCAGUGACCAUCAGUCCCCAAGCAGCAGUAGCUACAAUGGCCUUGUUGAAACCUUUGAACUUGGCUCUGGAGGACAGACAGAAUUUCACAAAGUGCAGGAACUAAGGGAUGGCGAAAAUGAAGAAGAGAGCUCUAAAGAUGAACUGUCGUGUCAGCUGACAGAACACGAGUAUCUUCCCAGUAAUUCUUCAACAGAACAUGAUAGACUCAGCACUGGAAUGACCAGUCAGGAUGGGGAAGAGGGAACUAGUGAUAGUGCAGAGUACCAGUAUAGCAGACCAAUGUACAGCAAACCCAGCAUCAUGUCUCACAAGCGGUGGAUCCAUGUGAAACCAGAAAGGUUUGAGCAAGACUGUGAAGGUGUUGAUAAUCCUUAUGAUGAACACCAAGUAUCUGAAUCCAUGAAUGCCAUCCAGGCAGAUCACUCAAUCCAGUCUUCAGGUGUUGAAGAUUUUCACAUAGGUGACAAAAAGAUGGAAACAGAAUUUGAUGAACAGGCAGAUGAAAGUAAUUAUGAUGAACAAGUUGACUUCUAUGGCUCAUCUAUGGAAGAAUUUUCUGGUGAAAGGGCAGAUGGAAAUUUAAGUGCUCACAGACAGGACCUUAUGAUGGCAGCAGGCUAUGGUGAAAGCAUUGACAUGGCUGCCGGCAUUAAAGAAGAAACGUCUCUCACUGGAUUCUCCCAUGCCGAUAAGCUCUAUCCGUGUCAGUGUGGAAAAAGCUUUACACACAAAAGUCAGAGAGAUCGGCAUAUGAGCAUGCACCUUGGUCUUCGACCUUAUGGCUGUGGUGUCUGUGGUAAGAAAUUCAAAAUGAAACACCAUCUUGUAGGCCAUAUGAAAAUUCAUACAGGCAUAAAACCGUAUGAAUGUAACAUCUGUGGGAAAAGAUUUAUGUGGCGGGACAGUUUUCAUCGGCAUGUGACCUCUUGUGCUAAGUCCUAUCAGGCUACUAAAACUGAGCAGAGUACUACUGAGAUGAACUAAGACAUUAGUGCUUACAUUUGUUUAGUAGAGUAAGAAAAAUAACCUAAUCAUGCAAAUAAUGUCUGGUACUUGCUAUUGUAAAUUCUCAAAAAAAAAAGUUUUAAUGACUAUGCUAAUAUAAACCCAUCAUAUGUAUUUUGCUUCCUGCAAUAUUACAUCAGUGUGUGAAGUGCUUGUGGUUAAUCUGAAGGGUGCCUACAAAAUGAGGUCUGAGAUUGAUUGUAAUCACAGCAGUAUUUAGAAGCCGUCUUGUAUUUCUAAGCCAUUUAAAUUCACAGUAAAACUCAGAUCUAAAUUGACAAAAAUCCGGAAAAUACUUAGAUGAACCAGGAAUUCAGGUAGCGCUCCUUAUUGGAAAAGAAAACUAAGAUGACCAGACUGGGUUAUAUGAUUCACAUUUAAAUGAAGAAAAAAAAGAUAAUUGCACCUCAAGGUCAAGUCUGCCAACGUACUUACCAUGUAUCAUUGGGUAGUGUGCAUCAUUCAGUAGCUUUUGUUGUAUUGCUUAAUGAAAGGCAGUGCUAAAGGUGGUUUGGCUUUCCUUUAUCCAUCUUAUGUUUUUUUUAAUUUAUCUUCAGUAAAACAAAUGUCUAAUUUUGUGCUGAUUUCUACUUAAUCUGUAAUGCACUUAACAGUUUAUCACUAUAUAGAUUUCAGUAUAUAUUAAGUAUACUUUGUCCUUGCUCUUCUAAGGUCUAAUGUUGUAUGAUUCUUGACUUCAUUAGAUUUUAAUUACUACAUUGUGAGAGCUUCUAGAAGUGUGUGUAAUGUCUUAUUAAAAAAAAAAGAUACCAACAAAAAGUAAGAUGUAACAUUUGGAACUUAGUCAAAAUAAUCAAAUACUUAAAAUGUAAAUUUCUGCUCAAAUUUUUGUGGCUUACUACAGUAGCAAGUACCAAACUCUGGAUUCAUGAACUGACUUGUUAUUGGUACAAAAUCUUCUUUGAGAACUUUUAUUUAGUUUUAGAAACCUGCUUUAGGAAAAUGACAUAGUCUUUGAAAGGUAUUUAUACUUUUAAUUCUUUACUAUUUGAAUAGUAAGACCUAUAAUACAGAUUCUUGGUACUGAACUGCUGUGACUGGUGAUUACAAUCAGAGUUGUUUACUUCCUCAAAUGAAAUUGUUUGUGGAAAAAAGUAGGAAGUAUGUGAUUUGGAUCUUCUAAUGGUACUGUAGAACAUGGUACCAUGCUUAUGUCUGAAGUUGGGAUUUUGCUGGGAAAAUGACACUUGUUCUUUGUUGGGAUGAGGAUCUAUGUGUGGGGCUCUCAUUCAUGGAGAUAGAGUGUGUAGUUCUAAGGGAUCCUGUCAGCUCUGCAGAUUGACUAAAGGCAUCAGUUGUAAAGGUGAAAACAGAAUUUUGGGGUUGAAAGCUUAAUGCAAUCCAAUGCAAAAGCAUUUCUUAGUAAGCAAAAGCUUCUUAGUCGCUUACUGAAAUAUGAAAAAGAAAGAGCCUUUAGAACAUACAUAGAAUAUAAUAGAAAGGUGAUAUCCAAGUACAGUGCUGUUCACAUGGGGAAAAAGCUAACCAGCAUUAAAGACCUAAGCCUGUCUGGCCCUAAUUUCUGUAUUAGGCACUGCUGUGUGCAGGAUAAUGUACUGGAACAGAUGAUCCUGUAUGGUGAAGCAAAACUACACAAAGAUUAUUACACUUCAUAUUCUUUUUUGAACUCCCAGUUAAAAAUUGUCUUAAGAUACAACUGAACUGUGUCCUGAAAAUGAAUGUCUGCUGCAAGCUGAAGUUUUUCUACUCAGUGCGCUGUAAUUACUGUAAUUUCUUUACUGGCGUUCUACUUACAAAACCCCUUUUUUUUUUUUUUUUUUUUUAAGAGGCUCUUAAUUAUUAAUCUUCUAAUACUUCAAAUAUUUUUUCAUAUGGAAUUUUGUUAAGGCAGAUGUUCCCAAGUACAAUGAACCCAUUGCUGGCAAUGGGCACAAAUGAUCAGCACCACGACAUUCCUGUUCUUAGCACUAAUUAAACUCUACAAAUACCAUGGUUUCCAUGGUUAAUCUUUGUGAUCGAGGUACUGAAACAGGGAUUUUGCUCACUAACACUGUAACCUGCUUAAUGUAUAGAAGCACUUUGUAUUUAAACAAAACAAAGCAAAAAAAAAAAACCAAAAAACCACAAAAACCAAAACAAACAAAAAACCCCCCAAUAAUAAAAAACAAACCAUAAAACUUUAUAAGUAUGUUUUUUAAACUCAGAAAUUAUAUUCCCUCUGUGGUUUGUUUACACACUGCUAACACUGUCCUUUUUAAUACUUAAAAAUACUAUAAUGCUUGCCUGUUUACAUGAGAGUAGAGGAAAGGGUUCUUGCACUUGGUGGCCCUAUUUUUCCAUUCUCCAAGGCCUUACCACAUACAUGGUGUCAUUUCUGCAAGUACCAUGGUCACAUUUGAAGGAAGGCAUUAGAAUCAUAGAAUGAAUUGGGUUGGAAGGAGACUUUGAAGGUUAUCUGUUUCCAAGCCCCCUCCCAUAGGCAUGGACACUUUCAACUUUUCAGGUUGCUCAGAACCCCAUCCAGCCUGGCCUUGAACAUGUCCAGGGUCUUUAUUCUCAUACUCGUGUCAAGAAUGAUCUUGUAUGUUACAUUAAUUCUCAGCCCCUUUCCAAUUAUCAUUUUAGUUUUGCAUAAAAAGGAUAAUGGUGCCUCUUCCCAUUUAACCUUAAAAAAGGCUGGACAGAAACACCAGUCUGAAAACUGUGGUCAUUAAAAAAAAAAUAUGUCAAACUCAGACCAUCCUACAGAGCUGCCAGCUGUUUCUUUUACCAGCUUGGAAUGACUUUUAUAUGGGAUAUUUCAAGGUUUAACAUUACUUCUAUUUGCAGUUAGAUUACUUUGAAAUAAAGCUUUAAAAUCAAAUGUACUGCGAGAGACACUUUAAAGAUUUUAUAACAGGUUCAGUAGAUCAUAUAAUAGAACCAUGUCCUUUUCUUAAUGAUUUAGCAUGAACUGUAACUCUUUAGUAUUUGCCUCUUGCUGUUUUACCCCAUAUUAUGGCAUUGUCUUGAAAGUCCAACAAAUAUUGCUCUACUGAUUUUGUAACACUUGGCUUUCUACUUUUAAUUUACAUGAAACUAAUUGAUUGCAGGAAAAUACUGAUCUGAUUGUCAUGAGAUCAAGUUGAGAGGAUUGAUGAUUUAAGGACAGCUUGAGAUAUGUCUAAAAUCCUUACUUUUGCAUGUCACAGGUGAAACAGUUGUCUUGUGGUGUUUUUUGUGAACUCAAUUUAUUGCCCUUUGUCAAACUUCUAAUUACCAUUCUAAUUACCAUCAGGUACUGGGGGGAGAAAGAUGAAAAAUUACUUAAACCAUCUUCUUCAUGUUCAGCUUAAGUCUAUUACCUCGUCUCCCUGCCUUUGUAGUCUCAGUUUCCCUUGCUUUCACCUUUAGUAAGGUAACAGAGGGUUGGGGUCACACAGGAGGUUGGGGUCACAUGCGCACCUCCUUGUCUGAUGCUUUUCAUUUCUUAGUGGGUGUCCUCUGGUGCUCUGGACUGGUGUCACUAUUGGUGGUGAUACUGGGCCACAGUCCCUUCAGGGACGUGUCUGUUCUAGCUCAGUACUUCUGUGGAACUCAUUUAUUCCAGAGGUGUACCUGCUCUGGCAGGGCUCAGCUGUAGGCCAGAGUCCUCUUGGAAGCGCAUCUCCUCAGGCAGGGAGUGUAUCCUUCUGUGAGUAUGUCCGUACAUGUUCUCAGUGGCUUCUUCAGGUGUUCUCCUGAGAGCAGCUCUUCAGUUUCUCCACAGGUUCCCAGGAGCAUCUUCUCCAUGUGUUUCCCUGCACCUCCUGCUAGAGCUGCCACUCUCCCUUAGGUGUGUUAAAGCAGAAGCAUUAUGUGCCACUCUGGUUGAGAUUUUGGCUCGCAGUGGAUUGUUCACAUCCAUUUUUGUGCAGCCUGAACUUCUUUUGACUAGCACAGGGCAGCUCAUAGUCUCUAGCCACGUGUCACCCCUGCAGUCCCUGCCCCUGGUGGCCAAUGCAGUUGAAUGUAGCAAGCCAAGAUACACAUGCAGCUUCUGUCAAGCUUCUGAUCUUUGCUAAUGGAGUGGUCUUGUUCAAGGUACGAAAAAUUAUUUCUUGUUUGUGGGGAGGAGGGAAGCAAUCCAUAUAUAUAUGUAUAUAUAGAAUAUGAAUGCAUAUGUAUAUGAUGAAUUUCGUUAAUCUUCCCGUAUGCUUCAUUACUUUUGAUGAUGUGGCUUGUUUGCUGUAGUAAAGUGAGUGUCUUCUGAAAACCAGCAAUAUUGUACACCCAGGUGGCGCUUUGACUUUCCUGCUGCUUUGAAGCCAUUCAUUGUCCUAGCAGUGGUAAGAAGACUUAAUGAUACUACAGCUAAAUUUCUUUUCAUUCCAUUUUGUAACUAUGUUGUUAAUUACAUAGAAUUUGUGUAACUGCCAUUCUGAAAAAUUCAACUGGUUAGCAGGGCUAAAGUCUGCUUAGGUGUAUAUCGGGCCCUUUUGAGGGAGAAGGUUCCUUUUUCACACAUCAGUGUUGGUUUGCGGGGUGUUUUUUUGUUGUUUGAUUUUUUUUUAAACUUUCCUUGUUAGUUUUAUGGGUGAGCAGAUAGACCCUAGAAAGUAUUGUCAGUACAGUUUGUGAUCACAGCUUUUUUCAUGAGGUGUGUCUGAGGUUGGGAAACCACAUGUAUCAUAAGCAAGGCAUGUUUCAAAGGCUGAUUAUUGAGUGUUCCAGUAUUAUUGAUCCUGAAAGAAUGGAGGCACAUCAGGAUUUGUAAUCUCAAUUCUCUUGCCUGGGUGCCAGCAAGGUGACCUGUCUGAAGUAUGAGAGCCUACAGCAGUACAUGGAGAGUUUUGGUGUAACAGGAUUAGGACCUUUCUCAAAGCAACAAAGGAAAGUUAGUUUUUUGUCUUUAAAAUACUUCAUUGGAUAGCUUGGCUUCUUUAGCUAUUAGCUGUAAACUGUCAGUGGCCUAGAGGAAGACGCUGGAAAAGAAAAUGGUAUAUUUUUAAUGUGAUUAAAUUGCAAGUUCUGAUUUUUGCUUGAAGCCUGUGUCUGUCGGUUGCUGCUCCUUUUUUUUUUUUUUUUUUUUUUUUUAUUCAUGGGAUUCCAUAUUUCUUUCAGAAAUGUAACUGUUUAUGCAAGUCAAGUGAAUCUUCCUUAAUGAGCUAUAAGUUUUUAUUCUAAAUGAGUCAUUUAUAAUAGUAAAUUUGCAUAUCUUGAUAUUUUGUGAGAUGUUAUGCCUGUAUUGCAGAGGUUGGAUAGUUUUGUCUAUAAAUAUUGCUGUCCUAAUUGUACAGCAUGGUUUUAAUUUAAUGUUACUGUUCAAUAUUUUCUUCUUAUAGAAGAGUCCCAUGCCCCUUUUUUUCUAUAACAUGUUUUAAUAAAUGUUAUCUGUCAACUUUGUAAAUGUUUUCUUAAGCUUGAAUGAAAGGAAUGCAUGUCUAGUACUAGUAUUUAAUAUUUCACUUUGCCAAAAUAAGUGCUCAAACAAAAGUACAAAUCCAAAAGUUGUUGAUAUAUAACUUUAUUAAAUAUAUAAAAAAGUG
This is a messenger RNA of Oenanthe melanoleuca, 7302 nucleotides long. It is a transcript of the gene ZBTB43, whose product is annotated as zinc finger and BTB domain containing 43. Gene Ontology annotation, molecular function: protein binding; DNA-binding transcription factor activity, RNA polymerase II-specific; RNA polymerase II cis-regulatory region sequence-specific DNA binding. The record is from RefSeq and is a predicted model, not a curated record. The coding region runs from base 398 to 1792 and encodes 464 amino acids. NCBI's taxonomy places the organism in Eukaryota, Metazoa, Chordata, Aves, Passeriformes, Muscicapidae. The transcript is spliced from 4 exons. Gene Ontology annotation, biological process: regulation of transcription by RNA polymerase II.